AACCUGAAAGACAGACAGGGAAACAGGGAACCAGGCGGUCAACAACAAAAAAACUCUGAACAAGAGGACAGCAAUGUUUACAGCCAGGCUUCAGAACAAGCCGUAAAACACAAGAGGCGGUCGCCGCCCACUGACGGACCCCCCUCAUCCCCUCACAGCAACCUGCACCCCGCAGGGUCUACCGAGGAGCAGGAGAGCCCUGAGAGAGUGGUGCAGAAGGAGAGGCUCCACGCUGAGUUGAAGCACGUGUUGAGCCUGAAGAGGACUCAGCUGAGAGCAUCGAGCAGACGUCUGACCCGAGCUGACAUGGACUCUUCAUCUACUGAGGAGCAGACGCUGGAGGAGGCCGAGGCCAUCAAGCCGGUGGAAAUCACCGUGGAGACGGAGGCGGAGGCGGGAGCUAGCGGUUACAGCGUAACAGGUGGAGGACAGAAAGGAAUCUUCAUCAAGGACGUCCUCAAAGACUCCCCUGCGGCCAAACACCUCAGUCUGCAGCAAGGGGAUCAGCUCCUGAGUGCCAAAGUCUACUUCGACAACGUCAAAUACGAAGAUGCCCUGAAGAUCCUGCAGUGCGCAGAGCCAUAUAAGGUCAGCUUCCUGGUGAAGAGGACGGUCGCUGGAAGCGAGGUCAUCGUGAGACCUGCGGCCCCCAGCCUGGAGGCCAAGGGGCCCAGAGCCAAGGUAGCGAAAAUGAGUGCUAAAAGCAACAAACCAUUCAAGGUGAAGAAGACGAGAGGAGGCCGCUUCGGGCUGAAGCGACUGAAGGAGAAGAGGGGGAGAGAGGAGCUGGUGGUCGAGGGAACCCCCCCCAGGGUGGACAUAAGCGAUGUGGACGUGGAAUUCUGCCUUCCCAAGAUGAAACCGAAGAGUGGCAUUGAAGCCACAGCAGAUGGGACUGAAGGAGUAGUCUCAGGAAAGAGAAAGAAGAGAAUCAGGUUUCCUAAGAUGAGAGCAAGCACAGAAGUGGAAACAGGACCAUUCGUGGAACACUUGGAUGUAUCUGGAACUAAAGUUGACAGCAAGGUCAAAGGCCCCAAAUUUGGAAUUACCUUCCCGAAGACGAAAAACACAACCUCUGUCUCAUCCUCAGCCAAGGCCACAGUGGAGAUGAAAGCACCAGAAAUGAAACUGCACCCACCAUCAGUAGAAUUCAGUUUGUCAGCUGAUAAAGGUGGUGGUGAGCUGGACAUGGAAAAGGGAAGGGCUAAGGUUAAUACACCAGAGGUUGAGUUUGCUCUCCCUUCAGGGAAGGCUGGAGCAUCUUUGCCCAUUGUGUCCAAGGGUAAAGCAGAAUUCAAGGCUCCUGUAGUUGACAUUAAAGGAGAUAUUAAUGCGAAGGGCCUUGGAGGAAAAGGUAAAGUCCCAAAGAUAAGCAGGGAUGCAGAUGUGGAAAAAGGUGAAGGAAAACUACGAAUGCCAAAGCUGAAACUACCAAAAGUACGACUCUCACGCCACUCUGAUGAGAUUGAUGGUGACUUUAAAAUGAAGGCUGAAAGUACAAAAAUGCCCAAUAUCGAUGUAGCAUCUCCUACUGUAGAUGUCGAUUUUUCUUUGUCCCCAAUGAAAGGAAAGGUUGAAGGAGAUAUCAAAUUACCUACAACAAAGGUUCAAGGAGGGGUUGAUGGCAGUAUUACCGGGAUGGAGGUCUCUAAGGAAAAGCCAUCAGGGAAAAUGACAUCUGUGGAUAUCUCAUUGCCAAAAGGGAAGGGGAAAUCUCAUAUGGAAGUCUCCAAUCAUGAGAAAGAGGGGAUGAAAAUGCCCUCCAUCGAUAUAUCAGUGCCUGGAGUCAGCUUUGACUUUGACACUGUUCGAAGAGUUCCUGAUGAAAUUGAGGGCCCUUCAUUCAAAGGGCCCAAUAUCAGUGUGCCAAAAGCAGAUAUCUCGUUGCCAAAGAUGGAAUUACCAGAUGUGGAAUUUCAAAGUCUAGAACGUGGAUUUAAAAUUGACUGCCCCUCAGUUGAUAUCUCCCCUCCAAAGAAUAAACUUCAUGGAGGAGAUAUGGAAAUGGAACAUUACAUGGGAGGAGAUGGAAAGUUCAAAAUGCCUGAAUUCAACAUAUCCCUACCAAAAAUGCAUCCUCCGAAGGGAGAAGUAAAAAUAGAGGGACGAGAAACAGAGGCAGGUUUUAAAUUACCAAAAGUUGGCCUGAAUCUCCCCAAGGGCCAAUUAAAAGGAGGAAAUGUGGAAACACAAGACAUCGAUGUCUCACUUCCAAAAGGAAAAGUUGAGGGUGACAUGAUAAUUGAAGGCAAGGGCGCAAAAUUCUCCAUGCCCUCUUUCGAUGUAUCAGUACCGGCCCGAAAUCUACCUGGAGGUAACGUUAAAUUGGAAGGACCAGAUAUUAAGGGAAAGAUGGAGAUGCCAGAUGUUGACAUCUCCAUUCCAAAAGGAAAACCUGAAAGUGAUAUCAAUUUUGAAGGAAAGGGCGGGAAAUUUAAACUACCCAAAUUUGAUAUUUCACUACCCAAUAUAAAUCUACCUGAGGGCAAGGUUGAAAUAGAAGGGCCUAAUAUGAAGGGAAAGAUGGACAUGCCAAAUUUUGACAUUUCACUCCCUAAAGGAAAAGCAGGAGGUGAUAUCGACAUUGACGCACAUGUUGGCAAAGGCGGUAAAUUCCAUAUGCCCUCAAUAGAUCUCUCUCACCCCAAAAUGAAAGUGAAAGGGCCUGAUGUCAACAUAGAAGGCCCGGAUGUCAAAGGUGGAAAGUUUGUCAUGCCUUCAUUCGAUGUUUCAUUACCUAAGGUAAAUCUACCUGGAGGUAACAUUAAACUUGAAGGACCAGAUAUGAAAGGGAAGGUGGAGGUUCCAGAUGUUGAUAUCUCCCUUCCCAAAGGAAAAGCUGAGGCUGAAAUGAGCAUUAAAGGAAAGGGUGGGAAAUUUAAAAUGCCUAAAUUUGAUAUUUCCCUACCAAAGAUAAAUCUACCAGAGGGCAACGUUAAAAUAGAAGGGCCAGAGAUGAAGGGAAAGAUCGACAUGCCUGAUGUUGACAUUUCACUCCCUAAAGGAAGAGCAGAAGGGGAUAUUGACAUUGACGCACAUGUUGGCAAAGGAGGUAAAUUUCACAUGCCUUCUAUAGAUCUUUCUCUACCUAAAAUGAAAGCGAAAGGACCUGAUGUCAACAUAGAAGGUCCGGAUGUCAAAGGUGGAAAGUUUGCCGUACCCUCAUUUGAUGUUUCAUUACCAAAAGUAAAUCUACCUGGAGGCAACAUUAAACUGGAGGGACCAGAUAUGAAAGGGAAGGCGGAAAUGCCAGAUGUUGACAUCUCACUCCCCAAAGGAAAAGCGGAAAGUGAAAUAAACAUUGAAGGAAAAGGCAGUCAAUUUAAAAUGCCCAAAUUCGAUGUUUCAAUGCCAAAGAUCAACCUACCAGAGGGAGAUUUAAAGUUGAAAGCCCCCGAUCUUAAGGGUAAGACGAUUGAGAUGCCAAACAUCAAUAUCUCACUCCCUAAAGCAAAAACUGGAGGGGAUAUCGACGUUGAGGCAGACGGGGCCAAAGGUGGUAAAUUCCAUAUGCCAUCAAUAGAUCUUUCUCUCCCCAAAAUUAAAGUGAAAGGACCUGAUGUCAAUAUAGAAGGCCCUGAUGUCAAAAGUGGAAAGAUUGACAUGCCCUCAUUCGAUGUUUCAUUACCUAAGGUAAAUGUACCAGGAGGUAACGUUAAACUGAAAGGACCGGACAUGAAAGGGAAGGUGGAGAUGCCAGACGUUGGUAAAUCACUCCCCAAAGGAAGAGUGGAGGGUGAAAUAAACUUUGAAGGAAAGGGCGGAAGAUUUAAAAUGCCCAAGUUCAAUAUUUCAAAACCAAAGGUAAAUCUACCUGAGGGCAACGUUAAAAUAGAAAGGCCAGAGAUGAAGGGAAAGAUGGAUAUGCCAGAUGUUGACAUUUCACUCCCUAAAGGAAAAGCAGGAGGGGAUAUCGACCUUAAGGCACACAGUGCCAAAGGCGGUAAAUUCCAUCUGCCCUCAGUAGACUUUUCCCUCCCAAGAAUGAAAGUGAAAGGACAUAAGGUCAACAUAGAGGGCCCCGAUGUCAAAGCCGGAAAAGUUGGCACACCUUCAUUCAAUGUUUCGGUACCAGAGAUAAAUCUACCUGGAGGCCACGUUAAACUGGAAGGACCAGAUUUGAAGGGAAAGAUGGAGAUGCCAGAUGUUGAUAUCUCCCUUCCCAAAGGAAAAGCUGAGGCUGAAAUGAACAUUGAAGGAAAGGGUGGGAAAUUUAAAAUGCCUAAAGUCGAUAUUUCACUACCAAAGGCAAAUCUACCUGAGGGCAAAGUUAAAAUGGAAGGGCAUGAUUUGAAGGGAAAGAUGGACAUGCCCGAUGUUGAAAUUUCACUGCCUAAAGGAAAGGCAGAAGGGGACAUCGACAUUGACACACAUAUUGGCCGAGGAGGCAAAUUUCAAAUGCCUUCCAUAGAUCUUUCUCUACCUAAAAUAAAAGUGAAAGGACCUGAUGUCAACAUAGAAGGCCCGGAUGUCAAAGGUGGAAAAUUGGCCAUGCCUUCAUUCGAUGUUUCAUUACCUAAGGUAGAUCUACCAGGAGGUAACGUUAAACUGGAAGGACCAAAUAUGAAAGGGAAGGUUGAGAUGCCAGACGUUGAUAUAUCACUCCCCGAAGGAAAAGUGGAAGGUGAAAUAAAUAUUGAAGGAAAGGGCGGGAAAUUUAAAAUGCCCAAAUUUGAUGUUUCACUACCAAAGAUCAACCUCCCAGAAGGAGAUUUAAAAUUGAAAGGCCCAGAUCCUAAGGGUAAGAAGAUUGAGAUGCCAAACAUUGAUAUCUCACUCCCUAAAGGAAAAGCAGAAGGGGACAUUGACAUUGAUGCACAUGUUGGCAAAGGAAGUAAAUUCCACAUGCCUUCAAUAGAUCUUUCUCUACCUAAAAUGAAUGUGAAAGGACCUGAUGUCAACAUAGGAGGCCCUGAUGUCAAAGGUGGAAAGUUUUCCAUUCCUUCAUUCGAUGUUUCAUUACCUAAUGUAAAUCUACCAGGAGGUAACGUUAAAUUGGAAGGACCAGAUAUGAAAGGGAAGGUUGAUAUGCCAGACGUUGAUAUAUCACUCCCCGAAGGAAAAGCGGAGGGUGAAAUAAACACAGACGGAACGGGCAGGAAAUUUAAAAGGCCAAAAUUCGAUGCUUCACUGCCGAAGAUCAACCUCCCAGAAGGAGAUAUAAAAUUGAAAGGCCCAAAUCUUAAGGGUAAGAAGAUUGAGAUGCCAAACAUUGAUAUCUCACUCCCUAAAGGAAAAGCAGUAGUGGAUCUCGACGUUGAAGCACACGGGGCCAAAGGCGGUAAAUUCCACAUGCCAUCGGUAGACUUUUCCCUCCCAAAAAUGAAAGUCAAAGGACGCGAUGUCAACAUAGAAGGCCCUGAUGUCAAAGGUGGAAAGUUUGGCAUGCCCUCAUUCGAUGUUUCAUUACCAAAGGUAAAUCUACCUGGAGGCAAUGUUAAACUGGAAGGACCAGAUUUGAAAGGAAAGAUGGAGAUACCAGAUGUUGAUAUCUCCCUUCCCAAAGGAAAAGCUGAAGCUGAAAUGAACAUUGAAGGAAAGGGUGGGAAAUUUAAAAUGCCUAAAUUCGAUUUUUCACUACCAAAGGCAAAUCUACCUGAGGGCAAAGUGAAAAUGGAAGGGCCUGAUUUGAAGGGAAAAAUGGACAUGCCCGAUGUGGACAUUUCACUCCCUAAAGCAAAGGCAGAAGGGGAUAUCGACAUUGACACACAUAUUGGCAGAGGAGGUAAAUUCCAAAUGCCUUCCGUAGAUCUUUCUCUACCUAAAAUUAAAGUGAAAGGACCUGGUGUCAACAUAGAAGGCCCGGAUGUCAAAGGUGGAAAAUUGGCAAUGCCUUCAUUCGAUGUUUCAUUACCUAAGGUAAAUCUACCAGGUAGUAACGUUAAACUGGAAGGACAAGAUAUGAAAGGGAAGGUUCAGAUGGCAGACGUUGAUAUAUCACUCCCCAAAGUAAAAGCAGAAGGUGAAAUAAACAUUGAAGGAAAGGGCGGGAAAUUCAAAAUGCCCAAAUUCGACGUUUCACUACCAAAGAUCAACCUCCCAGAAGGAGAUUUAAAAUUGAAAGGCCCAGAUCUUAAGGGUAAGAAGAUUGAGAUGCCAAACAUUGAUAUCUCACUCCCUAAAGGAAAAGCAGAAGGCGAUAUCGACAUUGACGCACACGUUGGCAAAGGAAGUAAAUUCCACAUGCCUUCCAUAGAUCUUUCUCUACCUAAAAUGAAUGUGAAAGGACCUGAUGUCAACAUAGAAGGCCCUGAUGUCAAAGGUGGAAAGUUUUCCAUGCCUUCAUUUGAUGUUUCAUUACCCAAGGUAAAUCUACCAGGACGUAACGUUAAAUUGGAAGGACCAGAUAUGAAAGGGAAGGUUGAUAUGCCAGACGUUGCUAUAACACUCCCCGAAGGAAAAGCGGAGGGUGGAAUAAACAUUGACGGAACGGGCGGGAAAUUUAAGAGGCCAAAAUUCGAUGUUUCACUACCGAAGACCAACCUCCCAGAUGGAGAUUUAAAAUUGAAAGGCCCAGAUCUUAAGGGUAAGAAGAUUGAGAUGUCAAGCAUUGAUAUCUCACUCCCUAAAGGAAAAGCAGGAGUGGAUCUGAACAUUGAGGCACACGGGGCCAAAGGCAGUAAAUUCCACAUGCCCUCAGUAGGCUUUUCCCUCCCAAAAAUGAAAGUCAAAGGACCCGAUGUCAACAUAGAAGGCCCUGAUGUCAAAGGUGGAAAGUUUGCCAUGCCCUCAUUCGAUGGUUCAUUACCAAAGGCAAAUCUACCUGGAGGCAACGUUAAACUGGAAGGACCAGAUAUGAAGGGAAAGAUGGAGAUGCAAGAUGUUGAUAUCUCGCUUCCUAAGGGAAAAGCUGACGCUGAAAUGAACAUUGAAGGAAAGGGUGGGAAAUUUAAAAUGCCUAAAUUCGAUGUUUCACUUCCAACGAUCAACCUACCAGAAGGAGAUUUAAAAUUAAAAGGCCCAGAACUUAAGGGUAAGAAGAUUGAGAUGCCGAACAUCGACAUCUCAUUCCCUAAAGGAAAAGCAGGAGGUGAUAUCGACAUUGAGGCACACAGGGCCAAAGGCGGAAAAUUCCAUAUGCCAUCACUAGAUCUCUCCCUCCCCAAAAUGAAAGUGAAAGGACCUGAUGUCAACGUAGAAGGCCCUGAUGUCAAGGGUGGAACAUUUAACAUGCCCUCAGUCGAUGGUUCACUACCAAAGGUAAAUCUGCCUGGAGGCAACGUUAAACUUGAUGGACCAGAUUUGAUGGGAAAGAUGGAGAUGCCAGAUGUUGAUAUCUCCUUUCCCAAAGGAAAAGCUGAGGCUGAAAUGAACAUUGAAGGAAAGGGUGGGAAAUUUAAAAUGCCUAAAUUCGAUAUUUCACUACCAAAGGUAAAACUACCUGAGGGCAAAGUUAAAAUUGAAGGGCCUAAUAUUAAGGGAAAGCUGGACAUGCCAGAUGUUGACAUUUCACUCCCUAAAGGAAAAGCAGAAGGAGAUAUCGAAAUUGACACACAUGUUGGCAAAGGAAGUAAAUUCCACAUGCCUUCCAUAGAACUUUCUCUACCUAAAAUGAAUGUGAAAGGACCUGAUGUCAACAUAGAAGGCCCGGAUUUCAAAGGUGGAAAGUUUGCCAUGCCUUCAUUCGAUGUUUCAUUACCAAAGGUAAAUCUACCAGGAGGUAACGUUAAACUGGAAGGACCAGAUAUGACAGGGAAGGUUGAGAUGCCAAACAUUGAUACAUCAAUUCCCGAAGGAAAAGUGGAGGGUGAAAUAAACAUUGAAGGAAAGGGCGGGAAAUUUAAAAUGCCAAAAUUCAAUGUUUCACUACCAACGAUCAACCUCCCAGAAGGAGAUUUAAAAUUGAAAGGCCCAGAUCUUAAGGGUAAGAAGAUUGAGAUGCCGAACAUAGACCUCUCACUCCCUAAAGGAAAAGCAGGAGGUGAUAUCGACAUUGAGGCACACGGGGCCAAAGGCGGUAAAUUCCACAUGCCAUCAAUAGAUCUCUCCCUCCCCAAAAUGAAAGUUAAAGGACCUGAUGCCAACGUAGAAGGUCCUGAUGUCAAGGGUGGAAAAUUUGCCAUGCCAUCAUUCGAUGGUUCACUACCAAAGGUAAAUCUACCUGGAGGCAACGUUAAACUUGAGGGACCAGAUUUGAAGGGAAAGAUGGAGAUGCCAGAUGUUGAUGUAUCCCUUCCCAAAGGAAAAGCUGAGGCCGAAAUGAACAUUGAAGGAAAGGGUGGGAAAUUUAAAAUGCCUAAAUUCGAUAUUUCCCUACCAAAGGUAAAACUACCUGAGGGCAAAGUUAAAAUUCAAGGGCCUAAUAUGAAGGGAAAGCUGGACAUGCCAGAUGUUGACAUUUCACUCCCUAAAGGAAAAGCAGAAGGAGGUAUCGAAAUUGACACACAUGUUGGCAAAGGAAGUAAAUUCCACAUGCCUUCCAUAGAUCUUUCUCUACCUAAAAUGAAUGUGAAAGGACCUGAUGUCAACAUAGAAGGCCCGGAUUUCAAAGGUGGAAAGUUUGCCAUGCCUUCAUUCGAUGUUUCAUUACCAAAGGUAAAUCUACCAGGAGGUAACGUUAAACUGGAAGGACCAGAUAUGACAGGGAAGGUUGAGAUGCCAAACGUUGAUACAUCAAUUCCCGAAGGAAAAGUGGAGGGUGAAAUAAACAUUGAAGGAAAGGGCGGGAAAUUUAAAAUGCCAAAAUUCAAUGUUUCACUACCAACGAUCAACCUCCCAGAAGGAGAUUUAAAAUUGAAAGGCCCAGAUCUUAAGGGUAAGAAGAUUGAGAUGCCGAACAUAGACCUCUCACUCCCUAAAGGAAAAGCAGGAGGUGAUAUCGACAUUGAGGCACACGGGGCCAAAGGCGGUAAAUUCCACAUGCCAUCAAUAGAUCUCUCCCUCCCCAAAAUGAAAGUUAAAGGACCUGAUGCCAACGUAGAAGGUCCUGAUGUCAAGGGUGGAAAAUUUGCCAUGCCAUCAUUCGAUGGUUCACUACCAAAGGUAAAUCUACCUGGAGGCAACGUUAUACUUGAGGGACCAGAUUUGAAGGGAAAGAUGGAGAUGCCAGAUGUUGAUAUAUCCCUUCCCAAAGGAAAAGCUGAGGCUGAAAUGAACAUUGAAGGAAAGGGUGGGAAAUUUAAAAUGCCUAAAUUCGAUAUUUCCCUACCAAAGGGAAAACUACCUGAGGGCAAAGUUAAAAUUCAAGGGCCUAAUAUGAAGGGAAAGCUGGACAUGCCAGAUGUUGACAUUUCACUCCCUAAAGGAAAAGCAGAAGGAGGUAUCGAAAUUGACACACAUGUUGGCAAAGGAAGUAAAUUCCACAUGCCUUCCAUAGAUCUUUCUCUACCUAAAAUUAAUGUGAAAGGACCUGAUGUCAACAUAGAAGGCCCGGAUUUCAAAGGUGGAAAGUUUGCCAUGCCUUCAUUCGAUGUUUCAUUACCAAAGGUAAAUCUACCAGGAGGUAACGUUAAACUGGAAGGACCAGAUAUGACAGGGAAGGUUGAGAUGCCAAACGUUGAUACAUCAAUUCCCGAAGGAAAAGUGGAGGGUGAAAUAAACAUUGAAGGAAAGGGCGGGAAAUUUAAAAUGCCAAAAUUCAAUGUUUCACUACCAACGAUCAACCUCCCAGAAGGAGAUUUAAAAUUGAAAGGCCCAGAUCUUAAGGGUAAGAAGAUUGAAAUGCCGAACAUAGACCUCUCACUCCCUAAAGGAAAAGCAGGAGGUGAUAUCGACAUUGAGGCACACGGGGCCAAAGGCGGUAAAUUCCACAUGCCUUCAAUAGAUCUCUCCCUCCCCAAAAUGAAAGUUAAAGGACCUGAUGUCAACGUUCAAGGCCCUGAUGUCAAGGGUGGAAAAUUUGCCAUGCCCUCAUUCGAUGGUUCACUACCAAAGGUAAAUCUACCUGGAGGCAACAUUAAACUUGAGGGACCAGAUUUCAAGGGAAAGAUGGAGAUGCCAGAUGUUGAUAUAUCCCUUCCCAAAGGAAAAGCUGAGGCUGAAAUGAACAUUGAAGGAAAGGGUGGGAAAUUUAAAAUGCCUAAAUUCGAUAUUUCCCUACCAAAGGGAAAACUACCUGAGGGCAAAGUUAAAAUGGAAGGGCCUAAUAUGAAGGGAAAGCUGGACAUGCCAGAUGUUGACAUUUCAUUCCCUAAAGGAAAAGCAGAAGGAGAUAUCGAAAUUGACACACAUGUUGGCAAAGGAAGUAAAUUCCACAUGCCUUCCAUAGAUCUUUCUCUACCUAAAAUGAAUGUGAAAGGACCUGAUGUUAACAUAGAAGGCCCGGAUUUUAAAGGUGGAAAGUUUGCCAUGCCUUCAUUCGAUGUUUCAUUACCGAAGGUAAAUCUACCAGGAGGUAACGUUAAACUGGAAGGACCAGAUAUGACAGGGAAGGUUGAGAUGCCAAACGUUGAUACAUCAAUUCCCGAAGGAAAAGUGGAGGGUGAAAUUAACAUUGAAGGAAAGGGCGGGAAAUUUAAAAUGCCAAAAUUCAAUGUUUCACUACCAACGAUCAACCUCCCAGAAGGAGAUUUAAAAUUAAAAGGCCCAGACCUUAAGGGUAAGAAAACUGAGAUGCCGAACAUCGACAUCUCUCUCCCUAAAGGAAAAGCAGGAGGUGAUAUCGACAUUGAGGCACACAGGGCCAAAGGCGGUAAAUUCCACAUGCCAUCAAUCGAUAUCUCCCUCCCCAAAAUGAAAGUGAAAGGACCUGAUGUCAACGUAGAAGGCCCUGAUGUCAAGGGUGGAAAAUUUGCCAUGCCCUCAUUCGAUGGUUCACUACCAAAGGUAAAUCUACCUGGAGGAAACAUUAAACUUGAGGGACCAGAUUUGAAGGGAAAGAUGGAGAUGCCAGAUGUUGAUAUCUCCCUUCCCAAAGGAAAAGCUGAGGCUGAAAUGAACAUUGAAGGAAAGGGUGGGAAAUUUAAAAUGCCUAAAUUCGAUAUUUUACUACCAAAGGUAAAACUUCCUGAGGGCAAAGUUAAAAUGGAAGGGCCUGAUAUGAAGGGAAAGCUGGACAUGCCAGAUGUUGACAUUUCACUCCCUAAAGGAAAAGCAGAAGGAGAUAUCGACAUUGACGCACAUGUUGGCAAAGGAAGUAAAUUCCACAUGCCUUCCAUAGAUCUUUCUCUACCUAAAAUGAAAGUGAAAGGACCUGAUGUCAACAUAGAAGGCCCAGAUUUCAAAGGUGGAAAGUUUGCCAUGCCUUCAUUCGAUGUUUCAUUACCAAAGGUAAAUCUACCAGGAGGUAACGUUAAACUGGAAGGACCAGAUAUGAAAGGGAAGGUUGAGAUGCCAGACGUUGAUAUAUCACUCCCCGAAGGAAAAGUGGAGGGUGAACUCAACACUGAAGGAAAGGGCGGGAAAUUUAAAAUGCCAAAAUUCGAUGUUUCACUACCAAAGAUCAACUUCCCAGAGGGAGAUUUAAAAAUAAAAGGCCCAGAUCUUGAGGGUAAGAAGAUGGAGAUGCCGAACAUCAAUAUCUCACUCCCUAAAGGAAAAGCAGGAGGGGAUAUCGACGUUGAGGCACAUGGGGCCAAAGGCGGUAAAUUCCACAUGCCAUCAAUAGAUCUCUCCCUCCCCAAAAUGAAAGUGAAAGGACCUGAUGUCAACGUAGAAGGCCCUGAUGUCAAAGGUGGAAAGUUUGCCAUGCCCUCAUUCGAUGGUUCACUACCAAAGGUAAAUCUACCUGGAGGCAGUGUUAAAGUUGAGGGACCAGAUUUUAAGGGAAAGAUGGAGAAGCCAGAUGUUGAUAUCUCCCUCCCCAAAGGAAUAGCUGAGGCUGAAAUGAACAUUGAAGGAAAGGGUGGGAAAUUUAAAAUGCCUAAAUUCGAUAUUUCACUACCAAAGGUAAAACUACCUGAAGCCAAAGUAAAAAUUGAAGGGCCUAAUAUGCAGGGAAAGCUGGACAUGCCAGAUGUUGACGUUUCACUCCCUAAAGGAAAAUCAGAAGGAGAUAUCGACAUUGACGCACAUGUUGGCAAAGGAAGUAAAUUCCACAUGCCUUCCAUAGAUCUUUCUCCACCUAAAAUGAAAGUGAAAGGACCUGAUGUCAAUGUAGAAGGCCCAGAUUUCAAAGGUGGAAAGUUUGCCAUGCCUUCAUUCGAUGUUUCAUUACCAAAGGUAAAUCUACCAGGAGGUAACGUUAAACUGGAAGGACCAGAUAUGAAGGGAAAGAUGGAGAUGCCAGAUGUUGAUGUCUCACUUCCUAAAGGAAAAGCUGAGGCUGAAAUGAACGUUGAAGGAAAGUGUGGGAAAUUUAAAAUGCCUAAAUUCGAUGUUUCACUUCCAACGAUGAACCUCCCAGAAGGAGAUUUAAAAUUAAAAGGCCCAGAUCUAAAGGGUAAAAAGAUUGAGAUGCCGAACAUCGACAUCUCACUCCCUAAAGGAAAAGCAGGAGGGGAUAUAGACCUUGAGGCACACAGGGCCAAAGGCGGUAAAUUCCACAUGCCAUCACUAGAUCUCUCCCUCCCCAAAAUGAAAGUGAAAGGACCUGAUGUCAACGUAGAAGGCCCUGAUGUCAAGGGUGGAACAUUUAACAUGCCCUCAGUCGAUGGUUCACUACCAAAGGUAAAUCUACCUGGAGGCAAUGUUAAACUUGAGGGACCAGAUUUGAUGGGAAAGAUGGAGAUGCCAGAUGUUGAUAUCUCCCUUCCCAAAGGAAAAGCUGAGGCUGAAAUGAACAUUGAAGGAAAGGGUGGGAAAUUUAAAAUGCCUAAAUUCGAUAUUUCACUACCAAGGGUAAAACUACCUGAUGGCAAAGUUCAAAUUGAAGGACCUGAUAUGAAGGGAAAGCUGGACAUGCCAGAUUUUGACAUUUCACUCCCUAAAGGAAAAGCAGAAGGCGACAUCGACAUUGACGCACAUGUUGGCAAAGGUAGUAAAUUCCACAUGCCUUCCAUUGAUCUUUCUCUACCUAAAAUGAAAGUGAAAGGACCUGAUGUCAACAUAGAAGGCCCAGAUGUCAAAGGUGGAAAGUUUGCCAUCCCCUCAUUUGAUGUUUCAUUACCAAAGGUAAAUCUACCAGGAGGUAACGUCAAACUGGAAAGACCAGAUAUGAAAGGGAAGGUUGAGAUGCCAGAUGUUUCAUCCCCAAGUGGAAAAGCUGAAGGACAUUUUGACAUAUCUCCAGCGGGGACAGAAGGCAUAGGUGGAUCAAUUAAUCUCCGCACUGUAAAACUACCAAAGGUUGACAUCUCAGCUCCUAAGGUCGACUUUGACUUCAGCUUGGCCAAACCUAAGGAGGAUGACAUGGAACAGGAGCUACUGAAAGCAGAAGGUGGAAGGCCGUCUUCCAGCAGUAGUUUUGAAAUGCCUGAUGUGUCUCUAAGUCUUCCAAAGUUUGCGCUUCCCAAAUUUGGGGGGAGACCUAAGAGUGGAGAGUUAGAGGGAAAAAAUCCAUCCUUCAGCCCUACUGAAGGAGAAAUAGGAGCACCAUCAUUAGAGUUUGAUGAUGGUGAAGGAAAUAUUAAAGUCAAAGUAAACAAGCCUAAAAUCAAAAUGCCCUCAUUUGGAAUCUCUAAAAAGACGUCAAAUGCAUCUGUUUCUUGCCCUGAGGGAGAUCUUGAUGCAAAAUUUGAUGGAGACGUGCACAAGGGUGAGUUUCAUGCACCCAACGUCUCAAUUCAACUUCCCAGGUUUUCAGGCUUUGGAUCCAAGGAAGUAGGCAUGGCCAAGACAAGUGGAGACCUUGAUGCAAAGGCCAUGGUCAAAAUACCAGCAAUCAAACUGUCACUGCCAGCAGCAAAGACACCAGACACAGAGGUUCUUCUUCCCAAAGUAGAGGUAGACGUAUCAGAAGCUGAUAUAAGAGGUUACGAGGGCAACCUAAAAAUCCCUAAAAUGCCAACAAUUGAUGUGUCUGCCCCAAAAACAGACCUGGACGUGUCAGUGUCUGAGGAAGAAAAAGGAACAAUUAAAAUCCCCUCUGUCAGUUUGCCAGACAGUAAUAUAUCUGUUCCAAAAGGAAGGCCAGCAAAAAUGAAAAGGCCAGAAAUGGAUCUCAAAGGAUCAGGAGAAUUAGAUGAAUCAGAUGUUGAAAUAGACGGAAAAGGACAAAGCAAGUUUAAUAUGCCCCAUGUCAAACUACCAAACAUUGACUUAACCUUGCCUACGGUAAAAAUUGGAAAGGCUAAUACAUCAGAUGUGGAUUUACCCAACUCUGCAAUGGAAGGAAAAGCAUUGGUAGGGGAUAUUAAUUCACCAGAAGUAGAAAUUGAAGGAAAGAAAGGAAAGCCUCAGAUCAAAAUCCCAAAUGUGGACAUUUCACUUCCUCAAGGACAAUCUGGAACGAUUAAAGGACCUGAUGUUGAAAUGGAGAUGAAAGGAAAGGGAGGUGGGCAUUUUAAAAUGCCAAAUGUCCAUAUAUCGCUACCUAAAGGAAAACUACCAAAGUCAGAUAAACCUUGUGUGGAUCUUGAAGCUGAGGUAGAGGGAUGCAAACUCAAGGGGCCAGAUGUCAAACUUCCAUCUGCUCAUAUAUCAAUUCCAGAAGUCCCAUGCUCCGACUUAAAGGUUGAUGUGGAUAUAGGCAAGAAAAAGAUGGAACUCCCUGAUAUCGAACUCAACACACCAGCCAGUGGAAUGGGCAAGGGCACUAAGGUUAAAGGCACUAGAUUCAAGAUUGGGAUGCCAAAAAUGAAAAACAGCGGUGAAGCAAAUGUAGAGUUGAAUAAACGUGGCAAAGGCAAAGAGAUUGAAGGGAUGAGUUGUAAAAUGGAGGAAUCAGGCAACUCAAAUGGAGAGGGUGCUUUCUCAUUAACUAAAGAAGUUAAAGCACCAAGCACACACAACACAGACUAUGAUAUCAGUGCUUCACAGGAAUAUGAUUCCAAAAUGGGUAAAGGCCAGAAAAUCAAAAUCCCUAAAUUUGGGGUUGCAUUGCCAGUUAUUUCCACUCCUGAGGGAAGGAUGAAUGUUAAUCAGACUGAGAUACACUAUGAGACAUUGCCCAAAGUAAAAAAAGCUAUGUUUGUGCUGGUAAAUACCGAGGGAGAGGAGCUUGACAUGCCUGCUAGUGUCCCCGAUGAGGAAAGAACUGGGAAUUUGGAAACAGGAGAUAAAGUAAGGAUACCAAAAAUCCAAAUGAAGCCAACCUUUGGGAAAACGGGCGCCAAGGACAAAGUAUCACUUAAGUUUGAGAGCUCAAGUUCCGGCCUCGAUGAUGAAAAAGACUUCAACAUUGGAUCGAAGGAUGAUAAAACCAAGACUAGUGGUAAAAUGAAACCGCCCAAGGUGUCAUUCACCUCUCCAUACACCAAGAUGGCAGAACCAGUGGAGGAGGACGCUGAACUGAGUGGAAAACUAGUGACCGAUUCCUCACCAGAAGGCAGAGAUGCUCAUGUGAAAGGAUUGAAGGGGCAAUCUGGCAAGGUGUCCUUUGCAGGGUAUAGUCUGACAACAAGUGGGGAGGGCGCUAAAGGAACAGCAGGAUCAGAAGAGAGGGGUGAUGUUGUGAAGUCUCUUGCAAGAUCAGAGAUGCUAGACAGGGAUAGCUCAGAGUCUCCAGACCCGCUUACGGCUGGGUACUCCAUGGGUUUCAGCUCAACAAAGUUCCAAGAAUGGGAGGCGAACCAUGGGACAGAUGCAACAGAGGCUUCUUCAUGGUUCAAGGUCCCCAAGUUUAGCCUAAAGCCACACUCCACAGGCUUCCUCCAGAUAACCCCGGAGGGUUCGCCCCGGGCCCAGCGGAGGUCAGAGGUCAGCGACGAGGUUGGCGGCGAGGAAGGGGUCUCGGGGAUGUUCUCCCUCCACUCGUCAGCGAUGGACUUCAGCUCCAGCCAUAGGUCCGAGCAGCAUCACGUCUCCACCGUGCAGGAGGGGUCCGUCACCAUGGUGACCAAGACCAUCAGAACCACCCGACAGGUGGUCGCCACGGAAACAAGGACGGGCGAGGGGUCAGUCACCACGACCACCCGCAGGGUGUUGGACAACGAGCAAUGAGGGUAAAAGUUGUUUUGUUAAUUAGCCCAAGAUGGCGUUUGGUUAUAUGCUAAUCGUGUGCAACGGAAUUUGGUUUUGGAAUAACAAAACAGUGAACAGCAACAUACUGUAUGUAUAUUAAAUGAAAAAGGGGAGUUAUGAGUUUGAUAAAAAAAAGAAACAUCUAUACUUCACCAGCUGUUACAGUCAGAGCAAUAGAGUAAUAUAUUUCUUAUUUUUCUUUGAUGUAUUUUUUUACGUGACCAUUAUUUUAUUUUUACCGUUACUGAAAAGUAAGAGUUGUGAGGUUAGUGAUGAUUAUAUUCAGGUUGGACUUGCUGGCUUCUGCAAAUGUUUUUUAGAAAAUUUCAGAUUUAACACCUGUUGAUUGCCAUCAUAUAUUUGCCUUACUCUCGACAAAAUGGAUUUGAUUAUAUAAUUAAUUACUAGCUAGAAUAUGGCAUUUUUCAAACACACAGGAUAAUCUUUUAUGUAAAUACAUUUAUAAAUGUGCUGUUUCAAGCAGUAUCUCUUUCAAUACAAAAUGAUAUUUUCAUAUAAGCAAAUUCAGCAAUAAUAUUUAGUUUUUUGAUUGAUGUUUCAUAAUGUUUGUCUUGAAAAUAUGUUUGUGUGAAUUUGAAAUGUAUAGGUUGAUUUUAUGUUAGGGUUUAUGUUCUACAUGUCAUUCUUAUCACCAGCAAAAAAAAAAAAUGGACGUGCUUCAGGGAACAGAAGACAUUGCAGCAGAGGGUAGCGGGGCGCCUGCGAGUAUUCUGGGUUGUCAUUUCGCAUAAAAACGGGGCAUAGGAUUCAAGUUGUACUGUCAGAAGAGUAGUAGUGUGCUGUAUACUUACACUUUUGUGGAUGUUUAUUUUGGUAUGUAAUCCACAGUUCAGGUUACGUUAGGUCCAACUGUGUGUCUUUUAGUAUCUUUAUCGUACCACAUUGAGGCUGUUUAAGAACCACCAGCCACUGAGGGCUUCACUCUCAAAUCAAAGCCUUUCUUCAAAAGUCCCUUUUAAGAUUAAGGAUACACAAUACAUUGAGAUAUAUAUAUAUAUAUAUAAAAUAACUUUUUUUGUGUGUUUUUUUGGCCUCAAAGUCUUGGGACUUGUGCGAUUUAAGUUUCUCUCAACAAAUCAACAUUUAGUUCAGGCAACUAGUUACAGAUUCACGAAGAGGGAUUGUUGAAAAGUGUCUUGAUUGUGAAACAGUGAACAAAACAGAGAUAAAAAAAUAGUCCACCAUGAAAUGUUUGUGUUCAGAAUCGGUGUUUGUACUUAUUUAUUUAUUUAUCUGCACAGUGGCCAGUGGCCGUAGCAUCACAACCCCUGUAAACCAUAUAGUUUGACCUGUCCCCUCUUUUUUCAUUCAUGUUGAGAUUAUUUUCUUGUCCAAAUGUAUAUGUGGAUAUAACUUAAAAGGUUUUGGAAUGGAGUCCUUGUGGUUUUCUGCUUUGGUGAGCUUAAAAGAACUGUGUAAUCAUUUGCAUCAAACAGCAAUUCUGGCAAUUUA
Molecule: messenger RNA, 17412 nt
Organism: Gadus chalcogrammus (walleye pollock)
Lineage: Eukaryota; Metazoa; Chordata; Actinopteri; Gadiformes; Gadidae
Gene: prx
Product: periaxin
Exons: 9
Biological process (GO): regulation of RNA splicing
Cellular component (GO): costamere; nucleus; cytoplasm
Molecular function (GO): protein binding
Source: RefSeq, a predicted model, not a curated record